Messenger RNA from Monopterus albus (swamp eel), 7735 nucleotides. Its product is annotated as disks large homolog 5-like. Gene Ontology annotation, biological process: regulation of apoptotic process; negative regulation of hippo signaling. The record is from RefSeq and is a predicted model, not a curated record. Gene Ontology annotation, molecular function: protein binding. Gene Ontology annotation, cellular component: plasma membrane. The transcript has 33 exons. The coding region runs from base 459 to 6404 and encodes 1981 amino acids. Lineage: Eukaryota; Metazoa; Chordata; Actinopteri; Synbranchiformes; Synbranchidae.
UACCUAACAUGUCAAUAUGAUUGGCACAGGGCUACAGCUUCUUGGAUAGUGAGACAUGGCGGAGUUUGUGGUCUCACGUAGAGGUCUCCUGAAGAGUUUUUACACUUUUGAACAUGUAGAAAGUACUUAAUUUUAGGGCGACAAUGCCUCUGUAACGUCUGCAGAGCAGCGCUUGGCGAGGCAGAGACGUCUCUUUUCAGGAAGGACGGAGCGGCGGUUGGGAAAACGUGUUGUCAUCUUCGCGCAGUCAACAGCCUUGAGCAACAAAUAUGGCUACUUCUUGUGUAUCCUUAAAUUCGGGUUGAAAAACCGUCCCUCAUGGGCCGAGCGGGAUAGUUUCCAUGGAGUCACGACAGUGGUCCGAAGUUAAGUUGGCUCCCAAAAAGACUGAGAAGCUGGAUUUGUCCCGAAUCUGGUUCGGUUAAAGCGAAGGGGGAGGAGGAACAGAAGUAGGAGAGAUGGAACCCAGGCAUAAAGAGUUGUUGGAGAAAUGUUAUCCGAAUUUAGUGGAGUCGAUAACAGAUGCUGACCGAGUUGUGGAUGUUUUGGCACACUGCGGGACCCUUAGCCAGUCUGAACGCUAUGAGCUGGGACACAACUGCUCAUCCAACUCGGAAAAAGUGGACCUUCUCCUGAAGAUACUGAUAAGUAAGGACAGAGACUAUUUCGCAGAGUUUUGCACGGUCCUGGAGAAGACCCACCCCCACUUGCACUCUGUGUUGCUGAAUGGCAUCGGACCAGUGGAUCAUACAACCGGGUCCACUUGCAGCGUCUUGUCCACCAUGCCUUCGGACUCGGAAAGCAGCAGCUCUCUCAGCAGCUUAGGUACGCCUGCUCAAGCCUCUUCCCCACCGCCCGCCCACAUGGACAGCCACCAGGUGAACGAGAAGAUGGACACGGUUCUCUUCCAGCUCAGACAUGUGACCCGUGAAAGAGAUGAGCUACGUAAACGUCUGGCUCUCUCUUCACCCGGAACCACCUUUGAUGACUGCAGUAGACCACCUACAAAAGCAGGUCAUGACUAUGAGCGUCUGAAGCUGCAGUGCAUGAAGGCGAUGGCAGACCUGCAAUCCCUGCAGAACCAGCAUAGCACCACCCUGAAAAGGUGUGAGGAGGCUGUGAAGAAAGCAGACUACUACCAUACGCUGCACAGCUGUCUGGUGAGCGAGCACGCCCAGCUGAAAGAGGAGCUUGAGGCAGUAAGACAGGACAACAUCCAGCUGGUCAGGGAUCACAGUCAUGUGAAGCGAGCCUGUGAGGAGCUGAGGAGGCUGCAUGACGAUGACCAGCGAGAGGUGACGGACAUGAGGACGCUGCACCAGCAGGUGAUGAGAGAGGCCUCAUCCGAUGUCCUCAACAAGCUAUAUGACACAGUUGUGGACAAAUUGGAAGCCAUGAAGAGUGACUAUGAGGCUCUGAGGAAGCGAUACAAUGAGAAGACAGCAAGUCACAAUGCAGAUCUGAGUCGUCUGGACCAGGCUGAAGAGGAGAACCAUCGGUUACAGAAACAGAUGGACAUGCUGCUGAUGCAAAGAGAUGCUGCUAUCAACUACCAACAGCAGUAUUCCACAUCUAUACGAAGGUUUGACAACACACAGCAAGAGCUGUCCAAGACUGCAGCACAGAACCAGGAGCUUCAGCGAGAGAUGGAGCGGCUGCAGUCAGAGGCAACACGGCUCAAGACCCAGCAACUCAAGGCAGUAAAGGACUGCGAGAAAUACAAGGAGGAGCGGGACUCUGUGAUUAGUGAGUAUCGUCUGAUCAUGAGCGAGCGGGAUCAGGUAAUCAAAGAGGUGGACAGGCUUCAAACCGGACUGGAGAUGGCAGAGGCCAAGCUGAAGAACACUUCCUCAGAGAGACGGGUGGCCAAUGAAGAGCUGGAGGCUCUUCGACAGGAGCUGUCUUCAGCACUGGUGGACAGGGACCGGGCUAUCUGUGAAAAGAAUGAGCUGCUGGAGAAAUACUGCCACGAGGUGAAGGACAAGGCUGAGGCCCAGAAGGAGCUGAGCCAGGCCUGCAAGGACAUUGAAAUGGUGCGAGAGGAGAGGGAUGUGGCCCGUAAGGAGAGGACAGAGGCCAUCAUCCAAAGGGACCAGCUGUUGCAAGAGUAUUACCAGGCCAGACAGAAACAAGACUCUGCCACUCUGGAUAUGGAACGAGCCAACAAGGAGAUCGAGAUGCUGAGGAAGCAGUACGAGGCCAUCUCUCAGGAGCUGAGGGAGGCCUCGCAGGACGCCGAGGUAGCCAAAUGUCGACGGGACUGGGCCUUUCAGGAGAGGGACAAGAUAGUGGCAGAGAGGGAGAGCAUACGCACGCUAUGUGACAAACUGAGGCGAGAGAGGGACAGAGCUGUGAGUGACCUGGCAGAAUCUCUGAGGAAUCUGGAUGACAUGAGGAAGCAGAAGAAUGACUCUGCACGGGAACUCAAAGAACUAAAAGAAAAGAUGGAGGACCAGUUAGAAAAGGAAGCAAGGUUUCGUCAGCUAAUGGCUCACAGUUCACACGAUUCAGCUAUUGACACAGACUCAAUGGAGUGGGAAACGGAAGUUGUUGAAUUUGAGAAGGAUAGGGACAUGGAUUUGAAAGCACUUGGGUUUGAUAUUGCUGAAGGGGUAAAUGAUCCUUAUUUACCAGGGGACUGCGGGAUAUUUGUCAGUAAGGUGGAUAAAGGAAGUAUUGCUGAAGGAAGAUUAAGGGUGAAUGAUUGGUUGUUGAAAAUUAAUGAUGUAGACCUGACUAAUAAGGACAGGAAGCAGGUGAUCAAAGCAGUGCUGAGUGGAGAAGGAGUAAUCAAUAUGGUGGUUCGCAGAAGGAAAUCACUAGGAGGACGGGUCAUCACAGCGAUCCACAUAAACUUGGCUGGACACAAAGAUAGUGGCCUAGGCCUGGAAAGUGGAGUAUUUGUUGCUACUUUGGCUCCAGGCAGUCCAGCUGCCAGAGACUGUGCUCUGACUGUUGGGGACAGACUGCUAGCGAUUAAUGGAAUUGCACUUGAUAACAAGUCGCUCUCUGAAUGUGAGUCACUGCUGAGGAACUGCUGCGAUUCUCUCAGCGUCUCCCUCAUUAAGUUCCUCCCACAAAGCUGUUCUGGUCAGAGUUUAUUUGAAAGUUUGAAGGACUCGGAAAGGUUUUCUCGGCUCCAGUCCUGUGAGGUCUACACCAGGAGCUGCAAGAACUCCAUGCAUAACUGUUCUACACAAACAGAAAUUUGCAGUUGUGACUUGGGUGGCAGAGGGGAGGAAGAGUGCAAGGAUACAGGUGACUCUUUAGACAGCAGCAGCACCAGUCACUCCCAUCAUAAGCCCUUUUCCAGCAGCUCUCUACAUUCGCGCUCCCUUUCCGCUUCUCACGCUCCCUUAGAACCCCACCCAGACUUCUGCUACAGGAGGCAGGAACUUCGCCAACACCCUUUCACCUUCACCACUGUGCUGUCUGAUUGCAGCUCACCUCAGACAGCUGGGGACCAUUUGAGUUCUGUAGCUAAACCCACUGGAGGCACAUGGCCUAAAGUCAUAGGAGCAUCUAGUCCUCAGUAUGCCCAACUGUCCAUCUACAAGAAACCCAAACAGAGGAAGUCCAUCUUUGAUGCGAACACUUUCAGGAGACCUGAGGCCACCCCAAAUUUGGACUACAUAUCUCUGUCCCAGUUGCCUGAGCACUCACCGCAGAGCUUGAUAUCUGAAUCUGCUCAGGCCCCUCCCAUACCACCAACCAGGAGCGACUCGUUCAGGUUCAAACAUCGACAGCAGAGCAGCUCGGCAUCAGACUCCACCGUCACUACUGGCACUCCCUCGGCUUCUCCGACCCAAGCUACGAGCCUACAGGAUGAGCAAGAGCCAGGUAACCACCUCUACUACACCGACACUACUCCAGGAAUGAAGAGUGGCUCUAAGAAACCUGCUGAGGUGGAGGAGAGCCGGCACAGGGCAGAGGAGCGGGAGAAGAGGAGGUAUCGGCCAAAAUCUGCACCGGCAUUGCGACGAAAUGUGACUCCAUUACACAUCCCUCUUCCCAUGCAGUUGCAGAGUUUCUCUAAUGAAGAGCACUCCCCAGAGCCAAUGGAAUUGUUACGCUUUUCUCCUAUAAGAACUAAUCGGUACUGCGCGCCUUUUGCUCCACCCGGCUACAGGAGCAUCACAGGACACCCUGGAUUAGCCCCAUGUACCUCUGUGACUGCUGUGAUGAGGAACCCAGUCUACACUGCCUGGAGCCAUGAGAUCCAGAGCAAUAAGUGUCUUCCAGCUUCCAGCUCAGGAGUCCACUCACAUUCACAUACAAGCCCCCAGCAUCAAGGUUGCCUCAGCCUGGACCUCGGCCACAAGAGUGCUGGAGAACUGACUGAGAUGAGCUGCAGCCAAGCACCACAGAACACUCACUCCCUGCCUGCUGGGAGCAGAAUGGGCUUCUCCAGUACUUCACCAUUUAGGGCAGAACGCAUUAGGAUGCCUCCAAGUCAUUAUCCUCGCUCCACUGGAUCUGACAGAGGCUUUCUCACACAUUCAGAGUAUAGCAGCCUGACACCUCCAGUUUUCCCAGUCAACCUGGAGACAUCGUCUUUCACCAGCAACCAAUCACAAAGCUCCUUUUCCACCCAGCCCAGGAUAUCAGUCAGCAGUGCUCCAGUUGGCGACAGGCGGAAGGAUGGGCCAUACUUGGAGGAACCACGUAAUGUGACAGUACAGAAAGGAGCAGAACCACUGGGGAUCUCCAUUGUGAGCGGAGAGAACGGCGGAGUAUUUGUGUCCAAAGUGACAGCAGGCAGCAUUGCACACAAAGCUCAUUUAACAUAUGGAGACCAACUCCUGGAGUUCAAUGGAAUCAACCUUCGCAACGCCAAUGAGCAGCAAGCACGGCUGGUGAUCGGACAGCAAUGUGACACUGUCACCAUUCUGGCUCAGUAUAAUCCUCACAUGUUUCAUCUGGGUAACCACUCUCGUACAGGUUCUCAUAUGGAGGCCAUCAGCAACCAGCCAACACCCCAGGACAGCAGAGCCAUGACCCCAGACAGUCAUUCCACCACUGAUACAUUGAGUGAGCAGGAUGAGGGCACCAUGACACCGCCGUCCAGACAGAUGACUCCUGCCACCAGCCCUUACAACUCCUUCAGAUGUCCUGGUUCAAGUUCCCGUAGGGCUGCGGCACCUCGGCUGGUGAGGCUGAAGAGGAUCCAGGUGGAACUAGGACUUCAGAUCUGUGGAGGAAACCUUUGCGGCAUCUUUGUAGAGAGUCUGGAAGAUGACAGCCCUGUCAAGGGUCCGGAUGGUCUGCUGCCUGGAGACUUGAUAAUGGAGUACAAUGGCAUCAGCAUGAAGAACAGAACUAAAGAGGAAGCAUACCUGGAAAUGUUGAAACCAGCUGAAACCAUCACAUUCAAGGUCCAGAGCUAUACAGAUGACCUUGCCUUGAUUAAGGAAUUUCCUGGAGAUGGAUUUUUCAUAAGAGCACUUUAUGAGCGGGUGGCAGAGGUGGAGCAGGAACUGAGCUUUAAAAAAGACGACAUCCUCUAUGUUGAAGACACACUACCAAAUGGCAAUUUUGGCUACUGGGUGGCCUGGCAACUUGAUGAGAAUGCACAGAAGCUAAAGACAGGGCAAAUUCCAAGUAAAUACAUGAUGGAUCAGGAGCUGUACAGAAGACAUUGCAUGGCUGAUAUGAAAGACGAUAACGGCACCAACAAGACCCUGUCUCCUGCUGCACGGAGGUCCUUUUUCCGUCGGAGACUGAAGCACAAGCGCAGUGGAUCCAAGGAUGGGAAGGACCUGAUAACGCUAGAUGGCAUAAGCGCAGACUCUUUACCCAUCACUGAGGAUGGUUUGAGCCUGAUGUACCAGCGGGUUCAGAAAGUGGAGUGCUCAUCCCCCAGACCAGUGCUGAUCUUGGGUCCUUUGGUGGAGCUCAUUAAGGAUGUUCUGGUGAAGGAGGCUCCAGGCAAGUUCUGUCGUUGUCUCCCUGAGAUUAUGAAGGCAUCUCAGCAGGCAAUAGAGCGAGGAGUUAAAGACGGUGUGUUUAUUGACUAUAAACGGAGGAGCGGCCAUUUUGAUGUGACAACUGUUGCAUCGAUAAAAGAGAUCACGGAGAAGGACUGUCACUGUUUACUUGACAUUGCCCCUCACGCCAUUGAACGUCUUCACAGUGUUCACAUCUACCCAAUCGUCAUAUUCAUUCACUACAAAAAUGCCAAGCAGAUAAAAGAGCAGAAGGACCCUCUCUACCUGCGGGAUAAACUCUCUCAGAAACAUUCCAAGGAGCAGUUUGAACUGGCACAGAAAAUAGAGCAGGAGUACAGUUGCUUCUUCACAGACGUUGUCCAAGGAGGCAGCGUCUCCUACAUUUGCACUCAGAUCAUGACCAUCGUGGAGCAGGAACAGAGUAAAGUACUGUGGAUUCCAGAUGGAGCAUCAUAGAAAUUUCACCUCAUGUCACUUGGGAACCUUAGAGAGGAUGUUUAUUUUUAUUAUGGGAUACACAGUGAAUCGGUACCUUUUUAAAAGACAUCAUGGUUAGCGCCAAUUCUUCACAUAUAGCAAUAUCUGCACUGAUGAUAUUAUAUAAUACUCCCACUAAAAUAGUGAUGUACUGUACUACAGAUAGGUUUGUUUACACUAGUGUUUAAUACUUGAAAUACUCUUAAUUUUCCCUUAUAUAUAGUAGCAACCCAGUUUAAACCCACAGGAAGUCUGCCUCGAGCAAAACAGGACUUCAUUACUGAAGUGAACGUUGACAGGACCACUGUUUUCCCUUAUCUGUAUUUAUACACAGUUCUGCCAUUUGAUGAAUUUAAACAAAUCAAAAUGUUUGGUUAUAAACCUUCUGUUAUGCAAAUGUAGUCUAGGUAAUAGGAAGGAUAUUUCUCCAGUUCAUCUUCUUACUGAUGGAGGAAGAAUUGAGACAAAUUUUGCUUCCUUUACAGUAUGUUGCAGCCUUCUGUUCAUCUUUUUUCUGCAGACAUUUAAUUCCUCAAAAAUAGUGUAGUUCCAAGAUAAAUGUAUUGGUUCUACUUUUUAUUUAUUUGGUAGCACUAACUUCUAUAAUGAAUUAUACUGCAAAUAUGGUAGUUUCACCACAGUCUGUAUAUUCUGCUGGAAUUGCCAAUACUGUUCCCCUUUGUCAGGUGGAUGAUAUUUUAUUUCCGGUUCGUGGUAGAAUAUCAACUACAUACACCUCUUAGAUUUUUAGCAGAUCACUGUAUUGGCAUUUAAUUUAAACUCUCAUAGAAGGCACCCUCAGAAUUUCUCCCAUUGAAGGUUAAUAUUUCUAUAAGAAAAUAUGAAACCAGGAUAUGCUUAAUGGAAUACAUGUUGUCUGUGUCUACUAUAGAAAUUUAAUUCAUGUUUAGCAGAUAGUUUCCUCAGCUUUAGAAGCUUUCUGUUUUGUUUUGUUUGUUUGUUUGUUUGUUAAUAAUGAAAAUGUCAAGUUCUAUUUGCCCACUAGAGGGAGGAAACACCACUGCAUGUGAGAACUGUUAAGAUCUCCUCACUUGGCGUGCCACCUCAUCAUAGCUGCUUUUCACAGAGAAGUGCUCCUUUUCGUGGACUCUUAAGCAGUUUACUGUAUAUAUUGUUUCGCAUUGCUGAUCAAUAAUGUGCUGUUUUUAAACUGUAAGAGCUAAACUGUGUUGACGAUGCUGCUGUCCUAAAAUUCAUAGUUUAUUUUUUUCCAAAGCUUUAAUACACCAUGCAAACUCUCAACGUAUAAUGAAAAUGUCCACAGUUUAUUCUUUGCUGCCUCAGAUUAU